UACCAACAAUUCUCCAAGAGUCGCUCGAAAAAUCUCGGAACUCAACGCUUGAACUUCUUGAAAAUUUGAUGAUUAUGGUCUACCGUUUAACGGCAGCGGUGGAUAACAGUCUUCUCAAACUGUUGGAUAAAAAGAAGAAAUCGGUUUAUUUUGAUGACCAAAAAUUCGAUGAUUUAAAAUUGAUUAUCAGUACACUUACCACGUGUCGGCAGCAGGAAAUUUAUGUUAGAAAAAUUUUGUCAGAUUUAGAGAACAUUGAAGACGAGUUUAAAAAUCUGAUGGAACACUUACAGUCCCGAUUGCACAAGUUACAUGAUACCGUCAAGUUCCGAACAGCGAUCCCUAUUGUCCAAGUUUACCCACAAUUUAUGGAUUUGACUUCCAUUUGGAUGCGAUUGCAAGAUGAAAUAAUUGUGUUGAAUAACAUAAAUAAAUUUUUCGAGCAGUUAAACUUGCUGAGUAUUGAGAACAUAAAAAUUUAUGAAGAAAUACCUCUAGAAAAAUUCAUCAAGGAUUCUGAGAUUCUUUCUGAUGCCGAAAGACUUGAACGUUCCAUGGGAAAACUCAUAAAUAAAUGCGGAGAUUGUGUAAUUUUAUAUCCGAACACCACAAAAAAUUUCCAAGACAUCCAACUUGAAUUCCUUGGGUUCUGCGCUUGGACCUUCGUGGUCGGUUUCGGGGCCCUGAUACCCGGAAAUCCCAACAUUGGCAUCGUAAAAUGGCGAACUAGAUACUUCGCUUUUUCUUCUGAUGAAGCUGCAAAAAAAUUCGGAGAAGAUCCAAGCAGAUUCAUGUACGAAGCUUUGGAUUUUGUGAGAAAAAACCCGGAGUACAUUCAUCUGUUUCACCUCCAUGAAGACAUCGAAGCUCUAAAUAACCAGGAAAACACGACGCAAGAUUAUAACUUGCAGGUUCAUCAAGAUCAGUGUGUGCAAACGGAUACUCACAUCCUGGAGCCGUAUAUUGAUCCUGAUUAUCAUCAUAGCCUCUGGAAUCAUCGCUACAGUGCAUUGAAAUUAGCUAAUAUUUCAAAAUGUAUGACCAAAAGUACGCAGACAAGCAUCUCAUACUUCAAAAGGUCGGCAAGUAUUCAAGCGUCUGUGCCGAAAAGUACUUCUAGUCAAACAGUUAGAGACAAUGAGUGCAAUACAACGCAUUUCCAAACACUUAUUUACAAUUUACCUCCAAAAAAUCAACUUCAAGUCAUUAAUUACGCUUCUGAUUGA
This is a messenger RNA of Cotesia congregata, 1226 nucleotides long. The record is from the annotation of a GenBank genome assembly. NCBI's taxonomy places the organism in Eukaryota, Metazoa, Arthropoda, Insecta, Hymenoptera, Braconidae.